Messenger RNA from Punctularia strigosozonata HHB-11173 SS5, 1272 nucleotides. Its product is annotated as alcohol dehydrogenase. NCBI's taxonomy places the organism in Eukaryota, Fungi, Basidiomycota, Agaricomycetes, Corticiales, Punctulariaceae. The coding region runs from base 1 to 1050 and encodes 349 amino acids. The transcript is spliced from 8 exons. Gene Ontology annotation, molecular function: oxidoreductase activity, acting on the CH-CH group of donors, NAD or NADP as acceptor. The record is from RefSeq and is a predicted model, not a curated record.
AUGGCGGGAGCGACAUACACCCGGAUUUACCUCCACGAGCGUCCUGUCGCCGAUAUCACGCCGACCACCUUCAAAUCGGAGCAACUGCCGUUGUCUUCGCUGGUUCCCGGAGAGAAUGAGGUCCUCGUGAAGGUGCAUUGGCUCUCGUUGGACCCCGCUAUGCGUGGGUGGCUGAACGACAAACGGAGCUACGUCCCGCCGGUCAAAAUCGGCGAGACGAUGCGUGCGGGCGGAUUGGCGACCGUCAUCAAGGCUGGGCCUGGUAGCGAGCUGAAGGAAGGGGAUGUUGUCAGCACAAGGCCAGGUAUGCGUUGUUGGACGGAGUACGCCGUCGUAAAGACCAAGGACUGCGAGAAGCUGGUAUAUCCGAAGGGAGCCAACAUGCUCGACUUCCUCGGUGCGCUCGGUAUGCCGGGCUUGACGGCGUACUUUGGGUUAUUGCACGUCGGGGCCGUCAAGGCGGGGGACGUCCUCGUCGUAUCGGGCGCUGCGGGGGCCGUCGGCUCCCUCGUCUGCCAGAUAGGCAAGAAGAAGGGCGCGAAGGUGUACGCCAUCGCGGGUGGGAAGGAGAAGUGUAAAUGGCUAGAGGAAGAGGUAGGAGUGGAGAAAGCGUUCGAUUACAAGGACCCGAAGUGGAAGGAGGAGUUCAAGAAAGUGGGGUAUCUGGACGUGUACUUCGAUAACGUUGGCGGCGAGACUCUGGACUUCAUGUUGACGAGGCUGAAGGUCGGGGCAAGAAUUCCGUUGUGUGGGGCGAUCUCGGAUUACAACAACCCACACCCGAAAGGCCUUAGUGGCUACAUGAACCUCAUCAGUCAGCGGGCAAAGAUAGAAGGCUUCAUUGUCUUCGACUACGCGAAAGAGUACCCGGCCGCUAUCUCGGAGAUGGCAUCAUGGCUCGCGGACGGCACCCUGAAGCGCAAGUUCCACAUCGUCGAGGGUCUCGAUAACGCGCCGAAGGCGUUGCCCAUGCUGUUCACUGGCGGAAAUACGGGCAAGCUGGUGGUCAAAGUUUCGGACCCUGUGAAUAAGGACGCUGCGAAACUGUGACCGAGCUUGUAGGAGGGUCGCCUUUAUGUACGAUAAGUCGCGAGAUGCCACGACGGUGGUGCAAAUAUGGCAACCUGGGGAAUGUCUCCGCAGUAUAUGAGAAGCCCAGGCGCGUCGGUGUGUAUCGCUGGACUCAAACCAUGUUCAGGACGGGUAAAUGGAACACAAUCUGUAUGUCAUCCCGGAAGGCACGGUUGCUAUUGACCUGCGUUGCGUUGUCGG